This is a messenger RNA of Oryctolagus cuniculus (rabbit), 1078 nucleotides long. It is a transcript of the gene LRRC70, whose product is annotated as leucine rich repeat containing 70. The record is from RefSeq and is a predicted model, not a curated record. NCBI's taxonomy places the organism in Eukaryota, Metazoa, Chordata, Mammalia, Lagomorpha, Leporidae.
UGCAUUGUGAAAAAACAAGUUCCUGAGAUUGUCUUUCAACGAUACAUUUGAAACACAGAUAAAAUUACUUCCUGUCUCUCAGUUUCCUGUAUCCAUGGCAACCUCUGUUUUACACACUGACUGUAGAGGAACCAAUGUGAAGAGUGGUGUUUCCUGAGAAAACCGUGACUUACAAAAGGGCGGGGGGAGGGAGGUCAACAGUGCCUCAGAAAGAAGUGGAGUUUAGAGAUGUCGUUCUUCAGACUGACAAAGAAAACCUUUUCUUGAAUCAACUGAAUACUGAUAAUAAGAAUUUCCUGUUCUUGAGGUAUCCGGAGCUGGGGCUGUACACUUUCGUCACGUUCAUCACAAGACAACUGCGUUAAUGAUGGCCUGGCGUAAAGUAACCACAAGUGGGAAACAUUUGGAAAAUACUGAGACUGAGAGAGUUGCUUUCUGGGAACAAAUUCGUACGUCACCUGCCAGUAGAUCUUUUCCAGAGAAUACCUUUGGUGGUCCGUUAGAGACCACUGCAGUGUUACCUGUGCAAAUACAACUUACUUCUUCUGUUAACUUGAACUUGGAAAAGAACAGUGCUCUACCAAUUGAUGCUGCUUCCAUGUCGGGAAAAACAUCUCUCAUUUGUACACAAGAAGUUGAAAAGUUGAAUGAGGCUUUUGACAUUUUGCUAGCUUUUUUCAUUUUAGCUUGUGUUUUAAUCAUUUUUCUCAUCUACAAAGUUGUUCAGUUUAAGCAGAAAUUAACAGCACCAGAAAACCCAGGGGAAAAUAGACUUGAAUACUACAGCUUUUAUCAGUCAGCAAAGUAUAAUGUAACUGCCUCAAUCUGUAACACUUCCCCAGAUCCUCUACAAAGCCCUGGGUUGGAGCAGGUUCAGCUUCAUAAGCAAAUUGUUCCUGAAAGUGAGGCACAGGUCAUUCUCUUUGAACAUUCUGCUUUAUAACUCAGCUACGUAGUGACUAUAAGAAAACAUCAGCACCAUGGAUGUAAAUAAAACUGAAGCUUCCUUAUAGAAUUAUAUACUUUGCCUGGAAAUAUGGAUUAUAUGAGUUAGCAUUAUUAAACAUGUUUUUAAUAA